Messenger RNA from Gigantopelta aegis, 2359 nucleotides. RefSeq names its product AP-5 complex subunit mu-1-like. NCBI's taxonomy places the organism in Eukaryota, Metazoa, Mollusca, Gastropoda, Neomphalida, Peltospiridae. Gene Ontology annotation, biological process: endosomal transport. The transcript has 14 exons. The coding region runs from base 97 to 1560 and encodes 487 amino acids. Gene Ontology annotation, cellular component: late endosome; AP-type membrane coat adaptor complex; cytosol. The record is from RefSeq and is a predicted model, not a curated record.
CGAAAGUACAUUCAUGAUUCAGUUUGAUGUUUUGUAGUUUAUGUUUUAAGUCAAUUUUGUACUAUGGUUUAAGCGUAUCUUUACAUUACAUUGACUAUGAGUCUUAGAGCAUUGUGGGUUAUUAAAUUGUCUUCAACCAGAAAAGAAAAAUGCCUGUAUUUUAGAAAAUUCCCAACAUCUGAAAAAAAGGCAAAAACAAUUGACGGGGAUGCAUAUGUGCCACUGCCGCAGACAGAAUACUUCAUACAACUACUGUUAACAGAAGUCCGACUCUCAGCAGCGAGCUCAAAGUUUAUUGUGGCCCGUGAUACCUGUAGCAAAGAAGAUGAAAAGCCAGUAUUUGAGUUGGAAACGUCAGCAGGAAAACUGUGGCCAAUUGUUGUUAUACAACAGUAUGGGUUGCUGCUGUGCUGCUUGCCUCUUGUAGAGCAGGGCUCUCAGAACAAGCCACCACUUGUUCACAUUCCAUCUGUAUCCUUGGGAUUCUCAUUGCUAUGUGGAAUCUCUGACUUCCUUCGAACACAGACCAGCCAGGAGUUUGCAUCAAGACUUGCUGAGCUUCCAGAUUUUAUCAAUGAGGCUGCACCAUUUGGUAUUCCUAGAGACACAUGUAGUGAUACGGUUUUAGCUAAACUGGCUAACAAAGUUCUCUCAGUGCCAAAAUCACAAAAGCAACCUGCAUGGAAGCCAGUGCUGUACAAAGGGAAGGCCUGCAUCUAUCUGGCAGUGUCCGAGUGUAUCAAGGCUGCACAGUGUGAACAAGGUGAGCUGCAGGAUUUCUGGGAUGUGUACGGCUCCAUCAUAUGCAAGGCUGAUCUGGAGGGUGCCCUGCCGGACAUCACACUGAACAUUUCACACCAGAGUGACGUAGACUGUGUGCCACUGGAUCAUCUCACCAUACACCCGUGUGUACAGAGUGCCGACUCAGCAGAGCUUGAUACAGUUGUUUCGCGAGAUAGCGUUCCAUCUCGCAGAAUUCGGUUUACGCCUCCAGCCGAGAUGUUCACUCUGUGUCACUACACAGCUUCCCGUCUGCAGGAACUGCCAAUAUUCGGAGUCUAUCAGAUGACUUAUGAUUCAAGAACUGCCAAAUUUAAUGUCAACCUCAAGUUGAGUGACCAGAUUAAGAACAACUUUGAAUAUUGUGAGCUGCAGAUUCCAUUUUAUAACAGAGGUGUUAUAUCCAGUUUUGAAACGACGCCUUCUCAAGGAAGUACCAGUCUGUCUCCAGACAAGAACAUUGUCGUGUGGAAUGUUGGUCAGAAGUUUCCCAGUAAGACACUGGAGGUUUCCAUGACAGCAAUUGUCCAUUUUAGUGAGACAACAUCCACUCCACUGUCAUCGGCAGAGGAACUCUUCUGUGUUGGACAAAAUGGAUAUGCUCAACUCUACUUCAAGAUUCCUGAGUUUACACACACAGGUUGUUACAUAGAUCCGAAGUCUAUCCAGGUGUCUCCAAGUACAAAGUUCAAGUUAACAACAGUUCGCGAGUAUUUCUCAACUGACUACAAAAUCUGGAACUCCUAUGGAGACACCCUUACAACUGCUUCCAGAAAGUAGUGAAAUCAGCAGUGAAAUCAACACAGUUAUUGGUAGACCAUGGACAAACUUCAUAACUUUAACAUUUAAUUCAGGCCCUAAUCUAGAAUUGGAAAAAGUAGGAGAAAUGACUUUUUCCUUCCCAGAAGAAAGGAGAGAAGUGUGUGGUCAAAAUAGGCAAAGUUAACAUUUAUCGGUACAUUUCGUAGUACUUCAUCAUUUUCCACGUUCAUUCAGAAACUACUACUCAAAAACAAAACAAUUGAAUAUUUUCAUUAAAAACACAAUACUGUUAAGUUACUGAUAAUAAGUAUGUAGCCGUUUUGUUAAAAUGAACAUAACAAAUCACAUUUUCUGGCAUUACUGAAAAACAUUUGGAUGAAAGAAUUAGACAACACUUAACUGGUCACUGCAAAUGGUGCUCCAUCGGACAUGCAUUGUUGUUUGGUUUGGUGCCAAUACAACAGACUGACCAGGCCUCGUGCUUAUAAACCUUAAAGUCUAGACUUUAAUAAAGUCCAGACUUUAACGUCAUGGCAACUCCAUUCAAAUAGCAUUACGUUAAAGUCUGGACUUUAUUAAAGUCUAGACUUUAAGUUAUAUAAGCACAGGGCCUGGUGUUAUGUGAGCUGACACAUAACAAGUCCGUGUCUUGACAUCUGUUGUGUGAUUUUGUUCCAUUUUGCAGGCUAGAUUACGGCCUUUAAUUUCGCUAAACUGUCCCAAUUAUGUUUCUGGUUGCGAUACAUAAGGGGAUGGACUUUAAGCUGUGCAAUAUAUUUUCCAAUGUUGAUUUAUAAUAAACUAUUUUAUAUUUUCA